UUCACAACAUUGAAAAUCACUUUUCAUCAAAGAAGAAAAAGCUUUAUCAAUAAUGGAUUUCAGAUUGAUGGGUUUGGAUUCUCACCCAGUUCUUCAUUCUCUGAUGGAUCUUUCAGACGAAACUUCUUCCGACAAGGCAUCACACAAUGCUCCGACAUGGUGCUACGUGAGAGACGCAAAGGCAAUGGCUGCUACUCCGGCGGACGUGAAGGAAUAUCCGAAUUCGUACUUGUUUGUGAUUGAUAUGCCGGGGUUGAAAUCUGGUGACAUAAAGGUUCAGGUUGAAGAUGAUAAUGUGCUUGUGAUAAGUGGUGAGAGGAAGAGGGAAGAAGAGAAAGAAGGUGUUAAGUAUUUGAGAAUGGAGCGAAGGAUUGGAAAGUUUAUGAGGAAAUUUGUUCUUCCUGAGAAUGCUAAUACUGAUGCUGUUUCUGCUGUGUGUCAAGAUGGGGUGCUAACUGUUUCUGUUGAGAAAUUGUCUCCUCCUCAGCCUAAGAAGCCAAGAACCAUUGAGGUUAAGAUUGCUUGAAUUCGUGUUUUGAUUCGAAGAAUGAUGUAGUGUGUGUGGGUACAAUGUUGUUUUUUUUUUAAGGUUGUUCUUUUUUAUGUUUUGUUCUGGAGAUCAAUGGUGUAAUGUAGUUACUUUGAUUUGAUAACAGUACAAUGAUCAUUAUGUUGUUGAGGGGAAUUAGUAGUAUCUUUGAUUUGUAGUGCAAUGAAGUUAUUUUGUUUCUAUGGUUUCAAAAAAAUGUUGUAUU
Trifolium pratense (red clover) is the source of this 755-nucleotide messenger RNA. RefSeq names its product 17.9 kDa class II heat shock protein-like. The record is from RefSeq and is a predicted model, not a curated record. NCBI's taxonomy places the organism in Eukaryota, Viridiplantae, Streptophyta, Magnoliopsida, Fabales, Fabaceae. Bases 53 to 526 code for a protein of 157 amino acids. Gene Ontology annotation, biological process: protein folding; response to heat; protein complex oligomerization. The transcript has a single exon.